AUGGCUAACAGUGUGACCGUCAACAAAAAGACUACGAAGCAUACCUUCUCUUGCAGUUUCUACCGCGAGGAUAUAACACCUUUGGUUCGAUUGAGCACCCGAGUCACUGGGCAAAAUUUGGAUGAAUUCAGAAAGACUUAUGGCCACAUUCUGCUUAUGUUAACUACUCGUAUUGAUGAGUGGGGUCUCUACACUCUUCUUCAGUUUUAUGAUUCUGAGCUGCGCUGCUUUACCUUUCAAGAUUACCAACUAGCCCCUACCCUCGAAGAGUAUGCACACAUUCUUCAAAUCAAAGUCCCACAUAAGGUUCCUUUUGUGUGUGCACCCGAGAAGCCCAAAUUGGAUCGCAUUGCUGGUGCUCUUUAUUUGAGCAUGAAGGACGUUAAGGAUAACUGGAAGCCUAACGGUGGGACCCAUGGAUUCUAUGUGAAAUUUCUGAUGAGGGAAGCUGAAACCCUUGCUGAUAAAGAAAAGUGGAAAGAAUUCAAUGCUCUCCUGGCCGUCAUGAUCUAUGGAUUAGUGAUGUUUCCGAAUAUUCCAAAUUUUGUUGAUCUCACUGCCAUUUGCCUCUUCAUGGAUCAAAAUCCUGUACCCACUCUGUUGGCCGACACUUAUUAUGCCAUCCAUUCUAGGUAUGGAAAAAAGGGAUCAGUUGGGGGUUGUUUGCCAAUACUGUACGAAUGGUUUUCUUCACAUUUGCCUAAAAGCGGAGCAUUUGUCACUACAAGAGAUUCACAAAAGUGGCCCCAAAGGAUUAUGGGACUUACUGCAAAUGAUAUUGUUUGGUAUCACCUCCGAACGGACAUCGAGCAAGUUAUAACCAGAUGUGGAAGUUUUGGCAAUGUUCCUCUCAUAGGGACAAAAGGAGUCAUCAACUAUAAUCCGAAGCUAGCACUGCGCCAGUUGGGUUUUGCAAUGAAGGACAAGCCUUCGGAAAAAGAGAUAUUUGAGUCCGUUUGUUUUGAAAAAGGAACCGAUCCAGAAGGUUUGGAGAAAGUAAGGAGUGCGUGGAACAAAAUUCAUACAGAAGACCGAACUACCUUGGGGGGAAAGAAUGCCAUUGCUAAGAAAGCUUAUACUGAAUGGGUUGAAGAAAGAGUUAAGGAGCGCCUGCUGCCUUUCCCGAAGGUUAGCCCUCUAUAUGAACAACCACCUGAGAUUUUAACUGCCACUGUACCAGCUGAGGAGUAUAACCAAGUACAUGUGGAGAAUAUCAGGUUGCGAGAAAAAGGGGAAGACGCUAAAAUAAAGUACUUCUUGGUGGAUCAGAAAAGGGCUGAAUUAGCACAUGAGGUUAUAGAAGAAGCGGUAAAGAAAGCAGAAGAAAAGCUCAAGCAAGAGUACAGAGAAGAUUUAAGGGCUCACAAGCUCAGAGUAGAGAAGGAGGCUAGGGCCGAGGUAAAGGGUUUGAAAAAGAAGCUUGAAGAGGAAACCACUCAGAGGGUAGCAAUCAAGAAGAAGCUUGAAGAGGAAAUUACUCAAAGGUUAGCCGUGGAGACACAACUCAAAGGUAGUCAUCUCCGUUCCGCUCGACUAACAGAAGAGAAUGCUAAGCUCAGAAACCAGAUAGCAGAAAUGGAAAGUACAUCCGAAAAGAAUACCCUCCCUGAUUGCAAAGGAUGUGAGAGCUUGGUGGCCCACUGUGACAUGUUAGAUGGGCAGUUGUUUCGCAAAGAUGUGAUGGAUUAG
Molecule: messenger RNA, 1689 nt
Organism: Vicia villosa (hairy vetch)
Lineage: Eukaryota; Viridiplantae; Streptophyta; Magnoliopsida; Fabales; Fabaceae
Exons: 3
Coding region: 1-1689 (562 amino acids)
Source: RefSeq, a predicted model, not a curated record